GGAACUAAAACAACGAAUGAGCUGCCUUUCAUGGCAGUUCCGAUUAAAAUUAUUUAAUUAACGAUUAGUGGUUCCAAAUCACUUUUAUUUCAUGUUGCUUGUCAUUCAAACGCCAAAGUUGAAUAACAACGGAUAAAGCAGUGCUCUGUGUGUGAUUGGUAAACAAAGAGCCCUGCAUGUUGACUACAAAAAGCCAUGGGCUAUGCGCGGGCUAUGUUAAGUACAAAAGUGCACGAGCUAUGUCAAAUACGUUGACUUGUUGAGCAUUCUAACUGAGCCUCGCCAUGAAGAAGCAGAACGUGCGAACUCUGUCCUUAAUCGUGGGCACAUUCACGUAUCUGCUGGUGGGGGCGGCGGUGUUCGACCGCCUCGAGUCCUUGACUGCGGAGCACAAAGCGUCUAUCCUCAGCAAAAUAGAGAAGCAAUGGAUGGCCAAGCACGGGGUGAGCUCGGAGGACUACCGCAUCAUGGAGGUGAUCGUCCUGGGCGGCGUGCCUCGUAAGGCUGGCAAGCAAUGGAAGUUUGCUGGCGCGCUGUACUACGCCACCACCGUCCUCACUACCAUAGGUUACGGGCACUCAACCCCCAACACAAUCCAGGGGAAAAUUUUCACCGUCAUCUACGCUGUUGUGGGCAUACCGCUCUGCCUCGUACUUUUCCAUUCAAUUGGUGAACGACUCAACAAAGUAUUUUCCAUGAUCAUCCGUGGCAUCAAGAAAAUUCUUAAACUGAAGUCAGUGGAUGUGACUGAUGUCGACCUCAUCCUGGCGGUGACGACGUGCUCGACCAUCACCAUCACCGCCGGCGCCGCCGUCUUCUCCAGCAUCGAACAGUGGACCUACUUUGACUCCGUCUACUACUGCGUCAUCACCCUCUUCACCAUAGGUUUUGGGGACAUGGUGGCACUUCAGAAGGACAAAGCGUUAGAGAAUCCAGGAUACGUGGCCUUGUGGCUGGUAUUUAUUUUGUUCGGCAUGGCGAUCGUGGCCGCUUGUCUCAACCUCUUCGUGCUCAGACUCGUUACGAUGAACACCGAAGACGAGCGGCGAGACGAAGCUGAAGCCCUUCAGGCGGCUGCGGGAGCUGUACACCUGGAAGGCGAUGUGAUUACGGCGAACGGCUCGAUCCUGUCGAUAGGCGACCCAGACACGCGCUCCCUGGGCAAGGCAGACCUCGGCUCUACCACAGACAUGGACUCUGUCUGCUCGUGUAACUGUGUGCAGUGUUCUCUAUACGCCCUGGGAUUCAGCAGGGGCAGAUUCAAAUAUCCUCUAUAGGCAAAUUGUGUAGUGUUCGCAACAUUCUUUAGACCUCAGUAAAACCAGAUACAAAUAUGACUUAUGACUAAAUGGGAACAUUGUACAUUCUUAGGGCUUCAGAAAAGGCAUAUACAACUAUCUUCGACAUAAUGGUUCCCACACCGGGAUAUUAUCGUCGAGGGAAUUUAUCAAUUUGUAUCACUAACUUCUUGAGUCUUAAUAAAACUAUUAUCCGAACUUUUCA
This is a messenger RNA of Hyalella azteca, 1503 nucleotides long. It is a transcript of the gene Task6, whose product is annotated as two pore potassium channel protein sup-9. Lineage: Eukaryota; Metazoa; Arthropoda; Malacostraca; Amphipoda; Hyalellidae. The coding region runs from base 285 to 1277 and encodes 330 amino acids. Gene Ontology annotation, biological process: stabilization of membrane potential; potassium ion transmembrane transport. The record is from RefSeq and is a predicted model, not a curated record. The transcript is spliced from 6 exons. Gene Ontology annotation, molecular function: potassium ion leak channel activity. Gene Ontology annotation, cellular component: membrane.